Molecule: messenger RNA, 1461 nt
Organism: Vigna angularis (adzuki bean)
Lineage: Eukaryota; Viridiplantae; Streptophyta; Magnoliopsida; Fabales; Fabaceae
Product: serine/threonine-protein kinase D6PKL2
Biological process (GO): protein phosphorylation
Cellular component (GO): cytoplasm; plasma membrane; nucleus
Molecular function (GO): protein serine/threonine kinase activity; ATP binding
Source: RefSeq, a predicted model, not a curated record
AUGGAUCAAUCGUUAACACUAUCAAAUCUGCUUCACCUCCACAACUCCCUCGACCUAACCACCUCCCUCCUCUCCUACUCACUCUCAUCAACCACCGCCAACCCCUCCUCCAUGUCCCCCUUCCUUUUCUUCACCAUCGCCUCCGUCCUUUCCUAUGUCUCUUCCACGCACCCCUCAUCCUCCCUUCCCAACCCCAACGUCGUCGCCACCAACAACAACAACCCCAACAUCACCACCACCAACAACACCUCCUUCGACUACUCCGUCUCCGCCUUCCUCGCAUACUGGCAUAUGUAUUGGGGAAAGGGCUCCUCGCCAGAAGCUGAGGAGUUUGUGCCUGAUGGUGAUACAUUGAAGGAAAGCAACUAUUCAUUUGAGGAUGGUGGUCCAAGUUUAUUUGAUGGUGAUACAGAGCCUGUUGAUACAAAUCUUAUGAGAACAGUUUAUGUACCGAUAGAUCAAAACAAAUCGGAGGCUGGUUUCUUGAUCAAGAGCUUGCCCACAAAGGGUCCUUUUUCGGAAGAUCUCUCAAUUCGUGUUCCUACAAAGAAACCAAAUCCAGUUGUUCUUACCCCUACGCAAAGUCUAGUUGAAGAAAUAAAAGACAUAGGGAACUUGGCCUUUUUGGGUCCUCGGGCAUCACAGAAUACUGAGAACUCUCUCCUACCUCCUAAUGUUGAGGAAAAAGAAUGUGUUUGGGAUGCUUCUUUGCCUCCAAGUGGAAAUGUCAGUCCACUAAGCAGUAUUGAUAGUACUGGUAUUGUCACUGCGAUGAGCAUUGUUAAUAGUUGUGCUAGUACAUAUUGGAGUGAUGCAAUGACUAGUGAUGCAAUGACUAGUGAUGACAUGCUUGGUUUAGAUAGAAACUGUGAUAGUACUAAAGGGAGUGUAAGGGGGGAUUCACUAGAGAGUGCAAAAACUAGUGCUAGUUGGGCAAGUCAUAACAGUGGCCUAAGCGAAAACAGCAACUGGAGCAACAUAAAUGGUAGGGCCAAUAAGCCUCACAAAGGAAAUGAUUCUAGGUGGAAGGUUAUUCCUAUCAUUCAAUUACAGGAUGGAAUUCUGGGCAUGAGUCAUUUUAGAUUACUCAAAGGUCUAGGAUGUGGUAACAUUGGAAGUUUAUAUCUUUCAGAACUGAGUGGAACUCGGUGUUAUUUUGAAAUGAAAGUUAUGGAUAAGGAAUCCCUAGCAAGCAGAAAAAAGUUAACUAGAGCACAAGAGAGGGAGAUAUAACAGUUGCUGGACCAUCCAUUUCUAUGAACUUUGUAUACACAUUUUGAGACUGACAGAUUCUCGUGCUUGGUGAUGGAAUAUUGUCCAAGCGGUGAUAUGCACACUUUAAGGCAACGACAACCUGGGAAACAUUUCUCAAAAUAUGCAGCACGAUAUGCUUUAUGUUUCUCCACCCACUUCCACGACAGCCUCCUCUACCACCGCCUCACCUCUAGCGACAUCGUCUAG